AUGUCUUCACCGCCCGACUCUGCCGAAGCAAGUAGCACCAAUAUUUCCCUCACCGUCAACUAUGUCCCGUCGAAAUUUUCUGGUGCACUUCUCGAACCCUCCAGGCCUCGGCGAAGGAAAUCAAAGAACGCCAUAAACAGUGUUGGAACCAUGGGUACACCUCGUGGAGGAGGAAUCGACGCGUUCAGAAGCGGCGAAUCCAGGAUUCCCGAUGAGAACGACGACGAUUACGAUGGUGUAAACAUUUCCAGGUUGUGGCGAUCAGGCCUUAAAAGUUUCAAAGGAACAGCAACAAAACACACGAAACUUCGUUGGAACGCAUUCAAAAUUACACUCUUCUUAUCCAACACGGUCUUUUCAAUAUACACUUUGAUCACCUUGAUAUUCUGCCUCAUUACCUGGUUCGACGUUAUCCAACAGGCUGACGUUAUACGCGUGGGUAAUCGUGCUGAACUCAUCUUCAGCACUCUCGCCGCGACGUUCGGCCUGUUUACCGCUAUGAUUGGCUGGGCAGGUAUCCUCCUGAACAACCGCGGUUUUCUGGCAGUCUACACGUUUUUUCUCUGGUUAACCUUUGCGUUUCUGGUCAUCCCUGGUUAUCUCACGUACAAAAAACGAACGUUCAAUCUGGAAGGCAAACUCAACUCCGAAUGGUCUCGAGCACUUGGAGCAGAAGGCCGGUUACGCAUUCAAAAUCGGUUGCAAUGCUGUGGCUGGUUUUCUCCCUUUGUCGAGGCCACCAUUUCGCAGACAUGUUACGCCCGAUCGGUUCUCCCGGGGUGUAAACUAGCGUACAUGAAUCUACAAAGGCGUAUCUUGGAAAAAUGGUACACAAUAUCAUUUGGACUGGUACCUCUCCAGCUUGGCGCUAUUGUCGCGGGCCUCUUAUGCUCCAAUCACGUCACAUAUAGGUUUGGGAAGGGCAUGAUGCCAAAGAUGUACCAGUUGAACCCAGACGCAAUCAAGUUGAUAGUGGACCAGUACACGAACCAAAUUGCAGAACAGUACGGCAGAGACAUUGCUUCCGAUGUAAUCGUUAAGUCUGGUAUGCAAAGCUUUGGUUCAGGUCUUCCUGCUCAGGGCAGUAAUUCUUCAUACCUACUUUCCGGUCACCCCCCGCCGUCGAAGGAGUUAAACAGCGGAAGUGCUUUGUCUGCUAUGACAUACGUCGACUCAUUUGAUAGAACUCGGUCUACAAGAGGUAAAGAAAAGUACGAGUCGCUCCCGCGGCGGGCCAACGACUAA
Molecule: messenger RNA, 1245 nt
Organism: Lentinula edodes (shiitake mushroom)
Lineage: Eukaryota; Fungi; Basidiomycota; Agaricomycetes; Agaricales; Omphalotaceae
Exons: 2
Coding region: 1-1245 (414 amino acids)
Cellular component (GO): membrane
Source: RefSeq, a predicted model, not a curated record